Cynoglossus semilaevis (tongue sole) is the source of this 2744-nucleotide messenger RNA. RefSeq names its product potassium channel tetramerization domain containing 1 (gene kctd1). Gene Ontology annotation, cellular component: nucleus. NCBI's taxonomy places the organism in Eukaryota, Metazoa, Chordata, Actinopteri, Pleuronectiformes, Cynoglossidae. The transcript is spliced from 5 exons. The record is from RefSeq and is a predicted model, not a curated record. Gene Ontology annotation, biological process: negative regulation of DNA-templated transcription; protein homooligomerization. Gene Ontology annotation, molecular function: transcription factor binding; transcription corepressor activity. Bases 622 to 1650 code for a protein of 342 amino acids.
AUCUUUAUAGACCAGGACUGCCGCUGUUUUGACCCAAAUUUGGGGCCACGACCCUGACUUUGAAAAUAUCAAUCAUCAAUUUGCUCAGGAUGAAAGUGCAGGAAACAAUGGACAUUUUGGUUAUUAUUAUGAUAAUGAUUAUUGUUUUUAUUAUUAUUAUUAUUAUUAUUAUUAUUAUUAUUAUUAUUAUUAUUAUUAUUAUUAUUAUUAUCGUGGUUGCUGAACCACUGCUCCAAGAGGGCAAAGUUCCAGUUGUUAAAGGUCCAGAUGAGGUCCACAGACUGAGUCGACCCCCUCCAGACUGCGACAUUAUGUUAAAGAGCGUUGGGUUUAUUUUGAAAACGCGGCGCACACAUAGGCUACCUGCCACUGAAAGAGCGACAGCCCAGAAGAGCCGCGGGCACUACAAUGCUAAUGUUGUCGGGGGCUUUGACUUCUCCCAGCCAUUGCAUAGGCGCCUCUCGGUGUGACAGCAGUCGCGGCGCCCGCUCUCCCUCCGGUGUACCAGUAUUUUGCAGAAAAACGAGGAAAAAGAGCCGAGCCAAAAAAGAAAAAGAAAAGAAAAUAUAGGACGGGGAGAAAAAGUGCGUCACGUCUGCUCACCUUUAAGUCUGCGAGAUAAUGGACGAGACGGAUAUCAUGGACUUGACGCAUCAGAAGGCGAGGAAGAGACCGCGUCCAAUCAGUUCUGCAGAUGAGUCUGUGCACGCUUCGCUCAAACGGCUGCCGAUCCGAGCGGCGGAGAGCAGGGAGCCCGCACUCAUGUUCGCCGUGAGGGGAGAGCCUGUGCCCGCUGCCUCCCUGAAACAGAAUGAUCACUCGGUGAAUUCGUCUCCAACCACAGUGAUGCCUGCACAGGAUAAUCGCUCCAGCAUGUCCAGACCAAUGAUCACACGGUCACCGGUGUCUCCCUUGAGUAACCAGGGCAUCCCCACACCUGCACAGCUCACCAAGUCCAAUGCCCCUGUGCACAUUGAUGUAGGCGGACACAUGUACACCAGCAGUCUGGCCACUCUUACAAAAUUCCCAGAAUCCAGAAUUGGUCGCCUCUUCGAUGGUACAGAGCCUAUAGUCCUGGACAGCCUGAAGCAGCACUACUUCAUUGACAGGGACGGACACAUGUUCCGCUACAUCCUCAACUUCCUCAGGACGUCCAAGCUCCUCAUUCCAGACGACUUCAAAGAUUACAGUCUGCUCUACGAGGAGGCUCGGUACUUCCAGCUGCAGCCCAUGCUGGCAGAGCUGGAGCGCUGGCGCCAGGACCAGGAGCUGAGUCGGGUGUCACGCCCCUGCGAGUGUUUGGUGGUGCGCGUUGCACCCGACCUGGGUGAGAGAAUCACGCUCAGCGGGGACAAGGCUCUGAUCGAAGACGUGUUCCCAGAGAUCGGUGACGUCAUGUGCAACUCCGUCAACGCUGGCUGGAAUCAUGACUCCACACACGUCAUCCGCUUCCCACUCAAUGGGUACUGCCACCUCAACUCUGUCCAGGUUCUAGAGCGUCUCCAGCAACGUGGCUUUGAGAUUGCCGGCUCCUGUGGCGGAGGGGUGGACUCCUCCCAAUUCAGCGAGUACGUUCUGAGGAGGGAACUGAGGAGGACAGGUCAGCGAGGAGCCAAUUCACACAGGAUAAAACAAGAGCAGCUGGACUAGAAUCCUCCCAGACAGUAGGGGGUGCUAGACUUUUCUGUGGCAGCCAAAAGCUUCACGCUGCAGAGCUGUGUGGACUGAUUUCCUCCAUUUCCUGGUUGAUGUUGUUUGUUUUCUUAACCUUACAAACAUCUAGAGAGUAAAAAAAAAGAUGCAACAGGAGAUUUCUUUUUUUUUUUUUUUUGCCAUAAGAAGAGACAAGACAUUUAAGUUUAAAGUUGCAAGGACAUUUGUGAUUGUCUAGCCCCAUAAAACAAUUUAAAAGAAAGGAUUUAUAUAAGCUGUACUCCCCCAAAUAAAGUUUGUUUUAAAACUUUGAGCCUACAUUAGGUUAAAUAUGAUUUAUAAAAUAUCCCUAUAACUUAAACAUAAAGGAUUUUAUGGCUUGUAGUUUGAUGCUUAGUGACCAGUGGUUUUAUUUUUUGACAAAUUGGCAGUUUGGACAUGUGUGUUUCUCCCUAAUGUAAAAAAAAGGUUACUAAUUUGUUACAGGCUACAGUACAGAAUGUCUCAGUUGUCAUCAUCAAAUUCAGCAAAGCAUUGUUUUUCACAAUUAACAUGAUGUUUAAUAUUGUGAUAUAAAUGAAGUGUAUGUCUUUUUUUCUUUCACUUUAAUUGAAGAUAUUUUGCUGGAUUAUACCUUUAGUGUCAUCAAUAAUUAGCAUCGAACACAUCCAGGAAAUCCCUGAGUAAAUUAUUAUAUUUCACCAUCUUCCACAUCAGGGAGUGUGAACUGUUAACUCAAAUUAUUUUAUUGGAUCAUUAUAUUCCUUUCCGAGUGAUGAACUGUAAAUUUUAUCAUUGUAUAUGUGUUUGUGUUUUUUUACAUGGACUCUUUUUAAAGCAAUGUGUUGCCUCAGACAUGACUGAACUGAUUAAAAGCUUAUUGUACUACCCACAAAAGGUCACUUUUACUUGUAGCAAAUACUCGGAUGAAGUUGGAUCUAAAGUAUUUCGAGGAUGACUGAUCCAUUUACGCUCCCUAAAUUUGAGUACAGAGGAAUGUAGCAGCAAAUGUGAAAUAAAUCAAAUCUCAGUUGUCAUGGUGUCUGUUCACUGUUUUUAUGGCACUGAAGGACAGGCGUGUCCAAAGUCUG